Messenger RNA from Plectropomus leopardus (leopard coralgrouper), 2162 nucleotides. It is a transcript of the gene prss16, whose product is annotated as serine protease 16. Gene Ontology annotation, cellular component: endosome; lysosome. NCBI's taxonomy places the organism in Eukaryota, Metazoa, Chordata, Actinopteri, Perciformes, Serranidae. The record is from RefSeq and is a predicted model, not a curated record. Gene Ontology annotation, molecular function: dipeptidyl-peptidase activity; serine-type exopeptidase activity. Gene Ontology annotation, biological process: proteolysis.
UUCUUUGUCCUAAAGGUCGGACAUGCAUCAUAUUUAGCUCACAGUGUCCUGAUUUGGUAGUAAAGAUGCUUUUCUCAUCGGCCUGCUGUCUCAUUCCUCUACUCUUCUUCUCCUUUACUGAUGCUGGACGUACUCUGAUGAAGAUCAAGGAGCGUGUGCGUAAUCUCCAGCUACAGAAAGCCAAGCAGCAUCUCCUGACACACACGGUCAGUGGUCGUCAGCCUCUCAAACACGUGAAGGAGGGCAGGAUUCACCAACAACUGGACCACUUUAACCGACAAGACUUAAGCACCUUCCCUCAGAGGUUCUUUGUGAACGAUGCGUACUGGCAGCGUCUUGAUGGUCCAGUGUUCCUCUUCAUUGGAGGAGAAGGGCCCAUUUUUGAGUUUGAUGUUCUGGCAGGUCACCAUGUUGACAUGGCUGAAGAGAACGGGGCUCUGCUACUGGCUCUGGAGCAUCGUUUCUAUGGUGACAGCAUCAACGCUGAUGGUCUCAAAACAGAGAACCUGGCAGACCUGAGCAGCCAGCAGGCGCUUGCUGACUUGGCUGUAUUCCACCAGUACAUCAGCCAGAGCUUUAAUCUGAGCCACAGAAACACCUGGAUCAGCUUCGGAGGGUCAUACUCCGGCGCUCUGUCCGCCUGGUUCAGAGGAAAGUUUCCCCACCUGGUGUACGGAGCUGUGGCCUCAUCUGCUCCUGUCAAGGCCACGUUGGACUUCUCUGCCUACAGCAAUAGCGUUGGCUUGAGUCUCAUGAACGAAGCAGUUGGUGGCUCAGAAAAGUGUCUGACUGGUGUGCGAGAUGCCUUCGCCGCUGUGGAAGCGCUGAUGAGCAGGAAUGUCAGCCAGGUGGCCGUGGAUUUUGGCUGUUGUCAGAUACCCAAGGAUCUUGAUGACCAGAUUGAGUUGAUGCAAAACCUUGCCGACAUCAUCAUGGGAACAGUGCAGUACAAUGAAGAAGGGGUGCUCAUGUCUAUUAAUGACAUCUGUGGUGUGAUGACCAAUAAGAGCGAGGCAUAUGAGGGGGAGAUGGAGGCUUACAACCGCCUUGUUAAGCUUGCACAGAUCUACCAUUCCACCGGUGAGGAACCGUGUCUGGACAUCUCCCAUGAGAGAACAGUGAAGGAGCUGAUGAACACGUCUGUCCACUCUGGCCGUAGAGCAGAGAGACAGUGGACUUACCAGACCUGCACUGAGUUUGGCUUCUAUCAGACCUGUGAGGACACCACUUGUCCGUUCUCGGGGAUGGUGACCCUGCGGAGCCAGGCUGAACUCUGCUCCAUACUGUUUGGCAUUUCCCAGCAUUCCCUGCCUGGUCGCAUUGCCUUCACAAACGCCUACUAUGGAGGAGACAACCCACACACACACAGGGUCCUUUAUGUCAAUGGUGGAGUUGACCCAUGGAGGGAGCUGUCAGUGGUCCAGGAGUGGACUGAGGAAGGUGAAGAAGCCCAGACCAUUUUCAUUAAGGACGCAGCUCACUGUGCUGAUAUGCUGAGCGGCAGAGUGACAGACUGCCGCUUGCUCAAGAAAGCCAGAGAGGAGAUUAAAAAACAUGUGGUGAGUUGGCUGAAGAUGGCGGCCCGAGAGAAGAUGGAGAAGAGGAAGGUGUGAUCAGAUAAUGUUAAUAACCUGAUCAGCUCUCAUCAUUUGUUCUUUUAAACAAAUAAGAUGCAGUUAAUAAGCUGGUGUGCCACUCUCUCUCUCUUAUUAUCCUCUUUUUCCUCUCUGAGUUGUCCUUGCUCUCCAUCUCCUCACUGUGCAUCCAAAAUUAUCUCAACCCUGUGCUGGAUCUGUCUGUGUGGUUCGGUUAUAUUUCUUAAAGGAUUUUUAAUAUCCCUUUACAAACAUUUUUCCUGUUUUUAAAGUUACUUUUAAUUUGGGAAUGCAGAAAGAGCUUUUUUGUGCAAAUUUUACCUUGCUUUUAUCUUAGCCGUUAUAUUAAUUGUAAAUUAUAAAGUUUACACCAAUUGAAUUUAUGUGUGUUUGUGUAUACGCUGUUUGUUUUUUUUUUUUUGUAAAAUAGUCAUCAUUUGUCAUGACCCUAUAGUAUCACUAGGGUGCGUUAUUGCUAUAUGUGUGUCAAAUCCAUUGCUAGAUCCUCACUCUGUAAAACACAGAGAAUCAAAAUGCUAGUAUUCAUCUGUUUUUCUUAAAAAAAAA